CAGAAUCUCUCCUUCAUUUUCAUCAAAAUACUUCAAAAAUAAAUUAAAUUUAAAAUUUUUGGGAUCAAAAAUGUCUGUUUUCAACGAAGUAAAGAUUUUGACGGCCUCCACACCAAUUAAUAUUGGCAACACUAAUAAUAAUUUAUCUCCAGAUUUUUUAACUAGAAAUGCUUCUAAUAGUACUAUUAAACCAGCCAUAAUUGAUAAUAAUGUAGACAACAAUGGGGGUGAGGCGACGCCGACAACUCCGGUGGCUAACAACAGCAAUUCGUCUACACCUAAUGCUAAUUCUAGAGUACAACAAAAGAAUCCAAAGCUUUACAAGACAGAACUGUGUCGCAGUUGGAUGGAGACUGGUAGAUGCAAUUAUGGGGAGAGGUAUAGUCAUAUUUUACGAGAAAUUAUUUUUUGA
Molecule: messenger RNA, 412 nt
Organism: Meloidogyne enterolobii
Lineage: Eukaryota; Metazoa; Nematoda; Chromadorea; Rhabditida; Meloidogynidae
Source: the annotation of a GenBank genome assembly